AUGUCCGCCCGCAACGCUCGCAACGGGCCAGUAAUGAGCGGCCUCGACACCCUCUCCUCAGCAUGCUACACAAUACCGUGGCUACCCAGAAAGAAGUCCAAACGGUCUUCCACCAUCACAGACUCACAAGACCUGCCAUUCCCAGUCCUCGCCGAAUUCGAAGCUGACAGCGAUCCAGCUCGCGUCCGUUAUACCUCAUAUCAGAUCGCCGUCCAGCGGACUGAAGCACUCUUCGAGAAUUGUAUGGACGACGUCUACAGCUCGCUCUUCGACGACCUGCGGUCCUUCUUUCAGGCCGACAAGGGCUUGGCACAGCCAGAACACAUUGAUAGUCUACCACUGACUGGCAUAGCGGAACACGAUCUCUUUAUCCCAGGAUUCGAGAGCCAUGAUAGAAUGACUGGCUCGGAUAGCACAGCAAAGAGCAUUCAAACAGCCCUGCUCAUCUCCACCUCGGCGCCGUCGUUUUCAUCCUUCUCGAGUCAUCUAGUAUCCGAAAUCUCAGGCCCUCGAUCGCAAGGUCCACCAAUCAUCGUCGUCACACUUUCCGCUGGCGAAUGCUCCAACCUAUACACAGCUCUGCGACUGCUAGUGGCACGAUUCAUUGCGCAGGGAUCGACACUCGGCGACUCAGACGAAGGUGGAUUGGCUAAUGUCGAGGCAGCUGCAUUCGCAGGCAAAGUCGAGCCAGACCUGCACGUCCUGCGCUUUUGGUGGCAGAAAAAGUUCGGACACUCCGGACAAGGCCCUCGACUCGUCGUAAACCUGCCAACAAUCGAAUCUGUCGAGCCGACAGUGCUCUCCGACCUCCUGUCAGCUUUGCAGACAUUCGUAACCGAGCCAACAACCGAAUCAGUCCACGAUUCCGCCCGCUCACUUACACCCCAGCUGAUGCUCAUCCUCGGCAUCACCUCCCCCUCAGGCGGUUUGGCAGCUGUCUCAACCGACGGUAUCGUAGCAUCCAGCAGCUGUCUCGCCUCCUCCGCACCAGCUCCUUGGAUCGACUACAUCCCCCGCUCAGUCCUUCGCGUCCUCGACAUCUCCCGCUUCUCCCUACCAAGCAAAGAGGUAGUUUGGUCUUGCCUUGUACAAUUUUUUCUCACCUCACGCGACCUCCCACUCUCUCUCGGACCUUCGACCUUCGAGUAUAUCCGAGAGACUUACUGGGAGAGAGAUGCCGACCUCGACUCAGUCCUAGACGCCGUACGGCUAGCGUGUUUCAUCCACUUCUCGGGUAAGCCAGAGUCAGCCUUCACUAUCCCAGGUCAGGCCAAGCGGGUCAGGUUCUACAGCUGGACACCGAAGAUGGUCGAACGAAUGAAAAUCGCUUUCCUCACCACGGAUGAGGAGAAAAACUUGGUGCUGCCCUUCCUUCCAGGGUCGACUGGGGAGUCUGGUGGACUGGAUGUGAACAACUUUUUGUCCGAAGCUGCGCGGUCAGAUCAAUUCAUCCUGGGCGAGUUGGAUCAGCUGCGACAUCCCCGCGAAGUGCUUUGUUUCAGACUCGAAUUCGCAGUCCGCUUUCUCUUCAGGGCGUUCGAAGCACUACAACGGAUUCAAUUCCGAGCGAGCACCGCUGCACAGGCUAUGCAUGCACGCAAUCAUUCCGUGGCAGCACAACAAGCUGCAGAGAUGGACGAACAACGACAGCUAGAGCGAGCGAGCGAGAUUUUAACUCAGGUUGUUAUGCAGUGUCUCAACGCCUCUGUUGCCUCUUUAGAGACAGGCAAGAGAUUGCCCGCUGCUCUGACUUUGCGGAAUGGUUUGGCGAGACUGUGCAAUGCAGCAAAACGGUUGCUAUCGGACGAAUUCGAGACGUUGUUGGAUGAUAUGGUCGCUGCAGCUGAAGACGAGGUUCGCAAGGUCGAGCAAGACCUUGACAUCGCAGAAGACGCUGAUGCGCAGAGCGAAGGACAGCUCCGCUCGGCAACGGAGUCUAUCGCAUCUCAGAGCACACAGUUCCUGGCUGGUUUGCGAACUUUCCAACAGCGACUAUCGCAGACUAUCGUCGCAGGUACAGCUGGCAUGGCGGAUGAAGAAGAAGCCGAUCUCACUUGCGCCGCAACGGGCACCGAAGCAGCUUCACAACGCCGCGAGGCACGUUUACAGCGAGUGCAACGCAAACUGCUCAUGGAAGAAAAACUCCUCGGUCUCAAACGCGAGAUUACCGACUACCUCACUCACUCGAUCCACAAUCUUGUUGAUUGGAGGCAACUCACUCGUACCUUGUCCGCUUCCGAUAAUGGCCCACUCCACCUUUUGAGGGAUAUUUUCUUCGUCGAUUGUUACGGACCGCUCUCUACCCUACUCGAUCCAUCCACGCGAGCUGGGUUAACGCUACCACUUAGCGCACCUGAAGAGUUCAUAGAGAGUCUUUACGAUGCAGCACUAAGCGUUGUCCCCGAAGAAGAACUGGAGGGGAUUGAUUUGGGAAGGUUGAAAGAGAUGGCGACACCAGAUGUUUGUAGGUUGUUCAAGCUAUAUAGAGAGUGUGGAAAGUUUGUUAAUUUGGCAGAUUGGUAUGAAGCGUUCAAGCAGAAUGUGGAGUUGGAUGACACGAUUGAAGAGAUGCAGGAGGGACUCGUUAGGGAUGGUGAGCAGGCUGAGGCAAGGAAAGCUGCGGGUAGUAGUAGGGAUGCUGCUGAGGUAUCUGAGGAUGGUCAAGGGGAGGAGGAUGGGGUGCCUUGGACCCCGUCAAAAAGGAAGAGCCCGAGGAAGAGGAGUAUACAAUUGUUGGAUUUGGCAGAGUCAGAUUACGAUUCGGACGUGUUGGAUACUCCGUCGAAGAAGCGACCCCGUAAGAUAGCAGAAGGGGGUGACGAGGAGAGUCUUACACCUAGAACAAGCGGGGCUGACUUGCAGAGCCGCUUUGCACUAGCACUCAACGAGUUGGCUCGUAUGGGCAUGAUUAGGGGCACAAGGCGAAGGCAAGAGCAUAUUACUAAGGUCAUGUGGGACCUCGUGCUUGACUAG
Ustilago hordei is the source of this 2973-nucleotide messenger RNA. RefSeq lists its product as uncharacterized. Bases 1 to 2973 code for a protein of 990 amino acids. Gene Ontology annotation, cellular component: nuclear pre-replicative complex; DNA replication preinitiation complex; nuclear origin of replication recognition complex. The transcript has a single exon. The record is from RefSeq and is a predicted model, not a curated record. Gene Ontology annotation, biological process: DNA replication; DNA replication initiation. Lineage: Eukaryota; Fungi; Basidiomycota; Ustilaginomycetes; Ustilaginales; Ustilaginaceae. Gene Ontology annotation, molecular function: DNA replication origin binding.